Truncatella angustata is the source of this 1167-nucleotide messenger RNA. RefSeq names its product S-adenosyl-L-methionine-dependent methyltransferase. Gene Ontology annotation, cellular component: mitochondrial large ribosomal subunit. The record is from RefSeq and is a predicted model, not a curated record. The transcript has a single exon. Gene Ontology annotation, biological process: rRNA methylation. The coding region runs from base 1 to 1167 and encodes 388 amino acids. Gene Ontology annotation, molecular function: methyltransferase activity. NCBI's taxonomy places the organism in Eukaryota, Fungi, Ascomycota, Sordariomycetes, Amphisphaeriales, Sporocadaceae.
AUGCCUGCCCUAACAAAAGCUCAACUGAAGCAGGUUCAGGCUGUGGAGGACUCAUUCAACCGGACAUAUACUUCACAGUACGGUGUUGAAAGAUGGGAGGGUUCAUUGCGCCACGCUUUGACAGCGCCGACCCGGUACGCUGUGCUUAUCAACCGUUACGAAUCAGACAAUAUACCUAGCACAUUCACAGAGAACGACAUGAAUGACCUGCAACUAAUCAACUUUGAAACCGGUGAUGAUUUUAUAACACCAGGAUCAGAGCCGCGUCUAAUCUCGUACCAAAGGUCUAUCACAGCAGAGACCUCAGAAUCCUCAGCCUCUGAAGCACCAUUCCCAGCACCACAAGCUAUAUCUAGUAAAGAAACGACCACUCCUCUAAUGACACACUGGAACCUAGAUGCGGCCUCACUGCUUGCAGUCAGUAUUCUGGCUCCAAAGCCCGGCGACAAAGUGCUGGAUCUCUGUGCUGCGCCUGGUGGAAAGAGCUUAGCUGCAGCACAGCUACUGCGCCCAUCAAACUUUGACCCGGCAGCCCCUUCACUACUCGGUGGUUGUCUUCACAGCAAUGAGAUCGACAACGCAAGAAACAAACGCCUCGCGUCCAAUCUACAGUCGUACUUGCCGGCUCAAUUUUUCAAUACUGGCGAGGUCAAGGUGCUUAAGCUGGAUGCGACCAGCCCCAAUGCUGCGCAGUCGCUACCGCUGGGGACUGGAGGCUAUGAUAAAGUCCUCUUGGAUGCCCCAUGCUCAAGUGAGAGGCAUGUCCUCCAUGCACAUUCGAAGGCAAAAAGAGGGGGUAGGGUCGCUGAUGAGAUGGCCUCAUGGCGUUCCGGGCAGUCCAAAAAGAUCGCGAAAAUACAGGCGGCCAUUCUUAUGACUGCCCUGCGUGCUGUAAAGAUCGGCGGUAAGGUUCUCUACGCUACAUGUUCGUUGAGCAACGAAGAAAAUGACGCAGUGAUCGAGAAGGGCAUAGAGCUUGUAGCAAAAGAGCAGAAAAAGUAUGGCACCAGGUGGAACGUAGCAGUCAGGAGGGGUGACUUGGCUGGAUAUGGGCUUGAGGAGUGGGCCGAAUGUACGAGACACGGCUGGAUUGUUCUACCGGAUCACCCGAGCAGAGGACGGUGGGGGCCACUGUUCUUCGCUGUCUUGGAAAAAGUCGCUGCUUGA